Molecule: messenger RNA, 1838 nt
Organism: Lemur catta (Ring-tailed lemur)
Lineage: Eukaryota; Metazoa; Chordata; Mammalia; Primates; Lemuridae
Gene: SLC38A8
Product: solute carrier family 38 member 8
Exons: 10
Coding region: 3-1307 (434 amino acids)
Biological process (GO): amino acid transmembrane transport
Molecular function (GO): amino acid transmembrane transporter activity
Source: RefSeq, a predicted model, not a curated record
CCAUGGAGGGCCAGGCCCAAAGCAGAGGCCUUGCAGAAAAGCCCCUCCCCACCGUGGCCGCCCCCACGUUGUCCUCCGUGGGAGCCGUCUUCAUUCUCCUGAAGUCCGCGCUGGGGGCCGGCCUGCUCAACUUCCCCUGGGCCUUCCACAAAGCGGGCGGAGUGGUCCCUGCCUUCCUGGUGGAGCUGGUCUCCCUGGUCUUCCUGGUGAGCGGCCUGGUCAUCCUGGGCUACGCGGCCUCCGUCAGCGGCCAGGCCACCUACCAGAGCGUGGUCAGGGGGCUGUGCGGCCCCGCCGUCGGGAAGCUGUGCGAGGUCUGCUUCCUCGUCAACUUAUUCAUGAUCUCCGUGGCCUUCCUCAGGGUGGUCGGGGACCAGCUGGAGAAGUUGUGUGACUCUCUCCUGCCUGGCGCCCCGCCAGCCCCGCGGCCCUGGUACGCUGACCAGCGCUUCACCCUGCCCCUGCUCUGCACGCUGCUCAUCCUGCCCCUGUCCGCCCCGCGGGAGAUCGCCUUCCAGAAACACACCAGCAUCCUGGGCACCUUGGCCGCCUGCUACCUGGCCCUGGUCGUCACUGUGCAGUACUACCUCCGGCCCCCGGGCCUGGUUCAAGAGCCCCGUCCCUCCCUGAGCCCUUCCUCCUGGACCUCUGCAUUUAGUGUCUUCCCCACCAUCUGCUUCGGAUUCCAGUGCCACGAGGCCGCCGUCUCCGUCUACUGCAGCACACGCCACCGCAGCCUGUCCCGCUGGGCGCUGGUCUCCGUGCUGUCCCUGCUGGCCUGCUGCCUCAUCUACUCUCUCACGGGGGCUUACGGCUUCCUGACCUUCGGGACAGAAGUUUCUGCCGACGUCUUGAUGUCCUAUCCAGGCGAUGACGUGGUCAUUGUCGUUGCCCGGGUUCUCUUUGCUGUCUCCGUUGUGACUGUCUACCCCAUCGUGCUCUUCCUGGGGAGGUCGGUGAUGCAGGACUUCUGGAGGAGGAGCUGCUGGGGAGCCUGGGGGCCCAGGGCGCUGGCCGACCCCUCAGGGCCGUGGGUCCGGAUGCUGCUGACCGUCCUGUGGGUCACCAUGACGCUCGCCACGGCCCUGUUUGUGCCCGACCUCGGCGAGAUCGUCAGCAUCACCGGUGGCCUCAGCUCCUUCUUCAUCUUCAUCUUCCCAGGUUUGUGCCUUAUCUGCGCAAUGGGUAUCGAGCCCGUAGGACCAAGAGCCAAGUGCUGGCUGGAGGCCUGGGGCGCGCUCUCCGUGCUGCUCGGCGCCUUCAUCUUCGGGCAGAGCACGGCGGCCGCGCUCCUGGAGCUGUUCUGACGGGCCACCUCGCCGGGCAGGGGGGCCCUCCGCGGCGGACCCCGGGCGGCUGUCGCGUCCAGCCACGAGACGGGGGCAAUUUCUUUUCAUCAUGAAGAUGCCGGAGAAAUGGACGCCUUGUGCCUUCUUGGGCUGCUCACUCGGGCCCUGCUCAAAGGGUUUGUGGUGCCGAUGUGAGCAAGGACAGUAGUGGGUCCUGCGGCCGCUGUAACAAGUCACCCCAAACGGGUGGCUUCACACAACAGAAACGUGUUGGCUCACAGUUCCGGAGGCCGGAAGUCUGCAGCGAUCAAGGCGUUGACAGGCUGUGGCCCCCUGAGACCUGCGGGGAGGGGGGAUCCCUUUCUGCCUGUCCCGGCCCCUGGUGGCUGCCGGAUACCCUCGGUGCCCUCGGCUUGUGGCUGUGUCCCUCCAAUCUCUGCUUUUGUCUUCAUGUGACGUCUCCCCGUGUGUGUCUGUGCCCAAAUUUCCCUCCUUUUAUAAGGAUGCGGCUGUGAAAUUAACCCCCUAAUUCAAUUCAAUCUCAUCCUA